CAGGUCACUGGAACUGUGUUUUGUCGUCGUUGAAACUCUGCACAUACCACAAAUUAGAUGGAUCAGGAGAUUGAAAGGUAGCUGUGGUGAAAAUGCAGACAGAGACGGCUGAGCAGGUUGUCAUCGACACCAGCUCCACCACCGUCCACACACUGGGGCCAAAGGAUGCCAGGAAGAUACGCUACAUGCAGAAAGAUGGCAGGUUUCCGGUUGUUUUCCACAAGGCCUCUGACUGGAGCCCGUAUUUGAUGGACAUCUUCACCACUUUAGUUGAAAUCCGAUGGAGGGUGAUGUUCCUCGUGUUUUCCCUGUCGUACAUUCUCUCCUGGAUCUUUUUUGGCCUUUGCUAUUGGCUUAUUGCCUAUGUGAAUGGGGAUGAUAGCAACGAUGAUGAUAAAAUCUGUAUUUAUAAUGUGCGUGGUUUCACUGGAGCCUUUCUGUUCUCAAUGGAAACCCAGGCCACUAUCGGUUACGGCUUCAGAGGGAUGUCUGAGAACUGCAUGGUGGCUAUCAUCGUGGUUACAGUUCAAGACGUACUCAGCUGCCUCAUUGACACCAUAAUCAUUGGUAUUGUUAUUGCUAAAAUGGCAUCUGCCCGAAAGAGAGCUCAAACGGUGGGUUUUAGCAACUUUGUAGUCGUCAGUUUGCGAGAUGGCGUGCUGUGUCUGUCAUGGCGUCUGGGGGACUUCAGAAGGAAUCACAUCGUGGAGGGUGUUACCACAGCCCAGUUGAUUCGCUAUGUGAAAAAACCAAUGGGCUAUGUUGUGAUUUCAUACCAGAACCUGGAAAUUGAAGAGCGGGAAAUUGUCCUAGCCACUCCCGCCCUCAUUAUUCACAAACUGCAGCCUGGUAGCCCCCUUUAUGGCCUGGGCCCUGAUGACCUACUGGAGGAAAACUUUGAGCUGGUGGUGUCUUUUACCUACACUGGUGACUCUACAGGCAUGCUCCACCAGACACGAACCUCCUACACACCUUCAGACAUCCGCUGGGGGCAACGAUUCCAGAACAUGCUGAAAGUGGGUAAGAGGCACUACAAAGUGGAUUACGCUCUGUUUAAUGAGACUAUAUGGGUGCCGGUGCCCUUGAUGAGUGCAGAGGAGUAUGACAGGAGGAGGCGCCCAGUAGAGCCAAACACUCCAUCCUUACAACCAGACAAGAGGAGCAGACACACCUGUGCAGUGACUCCAGACAGUACUGAAGAGGUGAUGCACCAAACCUGCCUGUAG
This is a messenger RNA of Sphaeramia orbicularis (orbiculate cardinalfish), 1226 nucleotides long. RefSeq names its product inward rectifier potassium channel 16-like. Gene Ontology annotation, biological process: potassium ion import across plasma membrane; regulation of monoatomic ion transmembrane transport. The coding region runs from base 93 to 1226 and encodes 377 amino acids. The record is from RefSeq and is a predicted model, not a curated record. Gene Ontology annotation, cellular component: plasma membrane. The transcript has 2 exons. NCBI's taxonomy places the organism in Eukaryota, Metazoa, Chordata, Actinopteri, Kurtiformes, Apogonidae. Gene Ontology annotation, molecular function: inward rectifier potassium channel activity.